Talaromyces rugulosus is the source of this 984-nucleotide messenger RNA. RefSeq lists its product as uncharacterized. The coding region runs from base 1 to 984 and encodes 327 amino acids. The transcript has 2 exons. Lineage: Eukaryota; Fungi; Ascomycota; Eurotiomycetes; Eurotiales; Trichocomaceae. The record is from RefSeq and is a predicted model, not a curated record.
AUGAAUAACGAAAUCGUCCCUGAAGAGAUCAACAUGGUGAUCGGCCAGAUGAUGGAGAUCCUUGAAGGCGUGGACCGCCUUGCGGACGUUACCAGUGAGCAUAUCGAACGGAUAAAGCUUCUAGGCGAUGGGCCAAUAAUCAUUAACAAGUUCCAGACCUCGUUAGAAGAGUUUGACCAUUGGUCAAGCAGGGCCGGGAACGGGAUCAAGGAUGUAGGAUUGGUUGCAGGAUAUUUUGUUGUUAGAUAUCGCUAUGCAUGGAUUUUGGAGUGCCUACAGGACUUUAUAAACACCGAGCAAGUUGGGCAACUCAAAAAUUCGUUGAAUAGCCUUACCCUUCUGUCACAUUCCUUCAAAGUCAGGAGCAAGAGCAGUUUUCCGUACGGCGGUACAGAUACCCCUCAGCAUGAGCUUGAUAGGAUUCUUUCCGAAACCUACUCACUCAGGGCACCUUUCGUAGCACUCGAAUUUGCUAUCUCUGAUACACCCAGCCUUCUCCAGCAAAGCUCCACUCAUGUGCUGACAGGAAUCGACAAUGUGACCAAGGUUAUCACCAUGCUUAACUUCAUUCCACAGUCCGCCCAGAACACAUCCGACGAAGACGACUGGGGUCUCUGCGAGUCCGAAAUCCAGGAAAUGGAACACCACGAACUCUGCAUGCAUGCAUACAACUGGUACCACGAGCGGGGUAUCUGGCUGACCGAAGACUUCCAUAUGACCGUACACAGUUGGGAAGGCACGCGCUAUCACGAAUUCCCGGAGUCGUUCGACUUCCACUUUACUGAUUGGAUCGCUCCGGACACGAUUGAGGAUAUUAUGCGUACUGUACCGUCCCCCUUUGGUGCCAAUGGUGAAACAGUGUCUAUUACAUUGGCCUUUCCGCUGCGUCAACUGGUUGCUCUCUUGCAACAAAAGCGGAUGCAGGUUGAGUACGACAGGGUUGCGCUGUGUGUAGCGAAGAAGCAAGGCCGCCGCCGUAGCUAG